Molecule: messenger RNA, 1008 nt
Organism: Talaromyces amestolkiae
Lineage: Eukaryota; Fungi; Ascomycota; Eurotiomycetes; Eurotiales; Trichocomaceae
Exons: 5
Coding region: 1-1008 (335 amino acids)
Molecular function (GO): oxidoreductase activity, acting on the CH-OH group of donors, NAD or NADP as acceptor
Source: RefSeq, a predicted model, not a curated record
AUGGUCAAAGUAUUCUUAACUGGCGGCUCCGGCUUCAUUGCCGCCCACGUUCUCAACAUUCUCCUUGAGCAUGGAUUCGAGGUUGUAACCACCGUGCGAUCCGCGCAAAAAGGUGACAAGAUUCUCGAGGCAUACCCCAAUCUCUCAAAGGACAAGUUGUCCUACGUCAUUGUCGAGGACAUUGCUAAAGAAGGCGCUUUUGACGAGGUCCUCAAAUCUGGCCCAGCCUACGAUUAUGUCAUUCACACGGCCUCUCCCUUCCACUAUAACUUCACCGACCCUGUCAAGGAGAUCCUCAACCCAGCCAUCAACGGCACUAAGGGCAUUCUCAACGCUAUUAAGAAUUAUGUUCCAUCCGUGAAGCGAGUGGUGAUUACGUCUUCUUUUGCGGCCAUUACCAAUGCGCCCAACCACCCCAAGCUCUAUGACGAGUCCGUGUGGAAUCCAGUCACAUACGAGCAGGCAACCAAAGACGAUAAGUUUACCACAUACAGAGGUAGUAAGACAUUUGCUGAAAAAGCAGCAUGGGAAUUCGAGGAGAAGGAGAAGCCAAACUUUGACGUAGCAACAAUCAACCCUCCUUUCGUCUUUGGUCCGGUCAUUGGCUACCUCAACAGCCUAGAGAGCCUCAACACUUCCAAUCAGAUCAUUACAGAUUUUGCCUUGGGCAAGAAGAAGGACGACACUUCACCAAAAGAGCAGGUGCUAUGGGUCGACGUCCGCGAUGUGGCUCUUGCUCACGUCAAGGCUAUCGAGGUCGCAGAAGCUGGCGGCAAGCGAUUCUUCACAACUGAAGGUUUCCUUAGCAACAAGGACCUUGUGGAUGCUAUUCGCGAGACACAGCCAAAGUAUGCGGCCAACUUGCCAGAUUAUGGCGAGGUUGGAGAGUUCCCUCACCCGUAUGAGAUUAACAACUCGAGGAUUCGCAAUGUUCUGGGCAUCGAAUUCAAGUCGAUCAAGGAGUCGGUUGGUGACACUCUUGCUUCGCUCGCGAAAGUUGGCUUGUAA